AUGGCCUGCACAGGAUGGUGGUUUAUCUGGAGCUACUGCUUAGCGUUUAUUCUUCUCAAGUAUGGAGAGGGAGUCCGUGUCACAGUGCGGGAGACAAACCUGGAGGUAGUGCAGGGUGACUCUGUCACUCUACCCUGUUCCUUUUUCACCAUGAUGCCUUUGUUUCGACUCAACAUCAUCUGGACCUUCAUGUCACCAUCUGACCCACAAUCUCCCACUCAGGUGAUCGUGUAUGAUAAUGGUCAGGUGAUUGAGAGUCCGGCUUUUACUGGCCGUGUGGGAUUCGCUGGCAUUCCCUGGAGUGCUGACAUCAUCCUUAACAGCACACGAGUUUCUGAUGCUGGGAUCUACCGCUGCGUGGUAAGCAAUCCACCCGAGACAGGAGACCCUGGAAUAGGGGAGCUCAGCCUCAGUGUCCUUGCGCCUCCAUCUCUGCCUGUGUGUCUUUGGGACGGGGAUGCGGGGGCGGGGGGCACGGUGAGUCUGUCCUGCAUGGUGUCGGAGGGCAUGCCGACCCCAGAGAUGAGGUGGGAAAAGCUAGAGCCAGAGCAGGUUUCUCUGCCUGUGAUUAUGGAGGAGGACCACACUGGCUCUGUUCACAUUGCCAACGUGUCGUCACAGACAUCGGGGCUGUAUCGCUGUUCGGUCACAAACGUUUUGGGCACUCAGAACUGCUACGUGAACCUGUCUGUGUACACCUCUUCACACAGUUCCCCUGGCAUCCUACAGGGGGUGCUGUUGACUCUGUCCAUGGCCCUGGUGCUGUUGGCCCUGCUGGUGCUUGUCUUGUGGCUUCAUCGCUCUGGCCAGGAGAUUAAAUGGAGGGAUGGCGGUGAGGAGGAUGAGUGUUACAAUGAGAUCAGGUACACACCCUCGCUCAUGAAGCGCUCCUUCGUCUGA
Molecule: messenger RNA, 900 nt
Organism: Chanos chanos (milkfish)
Lineage: Eukaryota; Metazoa; Chordata; Actinopteri; Gonorynchiformes; Chanidae
Product: immunoglobulin superfamily member 11
Exons: 6
Coding region: 1-900 (299 amino acids)
Source: RefSeq, a predicted model, not a curated record